UGCUGCGGCCGCCGCGGGGCGAGGCGGCGGCAGCGGCGGCAGGAGUAGCGGUACUUGGCGGCGUAGAGGAUGCGGCGGCGGUGGUGUCGGCAGCAGCAGGCGGAGGAGCGGGGAGCGAUGCGGUGCUGCGCGGCGGGGCCGUGGCCGCACAGCGCCCUCACCACGCUCCUGCUGACAGUGUACACAAUUCUGUCUAAGGUGCACUCUGAUCGGAAUGUAUACCCUUCUGCUGGAGUUCUGUUUGUUCAUGUUUUGGAGAGAGAGUACUUUAAGGGGGAAUUUCCUCCUUACCCAAAGCCCGGUGAAAUAAGUAAUGAUCCUAUAACGUUCAAUACCAAUUUAAUGGGUUACCCUGACAGACCUGGAUGGCUGCGCUAUAUCCAAAGGACACCGUACAGUGAUGGAGUGCUCUAUGGCUCACCAACUGUGGAGAACGUGGGCAAGCCAACCAUCAUUGAGAUCACUGCAUAUAACAGGCGUACCUUUGAAACAGCCAGACACAAUUUGAUCAUUAAUAUAAUGUCAGCAGAAGAUUUUCCUUUACCGUAUCAAGCGGAAUUCUUCAUAAGGAACAUGAAUGUAGAAGAAAUGCUGGCAAGUGAAGUUCUGGGGGACUUCCUUGGAGCAGUGAAAAAUGUGUGGCAGCCAGAACGCUUGAAUGCCAUAAACAUUACUUCAGCCCUUGACAGGGGAGGGAGAGUUCCACUUCCCAUUAAUGACAUGAAGGAGGGUGUGUAUGUGAUGGUUGGGGCAGAUGUUCCUUUCUCUUCGUGUUUACGAGAAGUGGAAAACCCACAGAAUCAGCUGAGGUGCAGUCAAGAAAUGGAGCCUGUAAUAACCUGUGAUAAAAAAUUUCGUACUCAAUUCCAUAUUGACUGGUGUAAAAUCUCUCUGGUUGACAAUACAAAGCAAGUUUCCACCUUUCAGGAAGUGGUUCGUGGAGAGGGAAUAUUACCUGAUGGUGGAGAAUACAAGCCACCUUCUGAUACACUGAAAAGCAGAGACUAUUACUCGGAUUUCCUAAUUACCCUGGCAGUGCCCUCGGCAAUAGCACUGGUGCUGUUUCUAAUACUUGCCUACAUCAUGUGCUGCCGACGGGAAGGAGUGGAAAAGAGAAACAUGCAAACACCAGACAUCCAGCUGGUGCACCACAGUGCUAUUCAGAAAUCCACCAAAGAGCUCCGGGACAUGUCCAAGAACAGGGAGAUCGCGUGGCCGCUGUCCACGCUGCCCGUGUUCCACCCGGUGACGGGCGAGAUCGUCCCGCCCCUGCACAGCGACACCUACGACAACACCAGCAUGCCCCUGAUGCAGACACAGCAGAACCUGCCACAUCAGACUCAGAUUCCACAGCAGCAGAGUGCAGGAGAAUUUCGUAUGACAACAUUUCAAAGAUUUGAGAAGCUGUAUGCUCAUCAGGACAUUGCAUUGUAAGCAGAAAACUGCGUCUGCUUUAAAGUGGCCAAGUGCUGGCUACAUUUCCUUAGCUGAGGUUCCUGAAGUCUCUGCUAAGAGAAAUUUGAGUAAUUUUGGAAUUUAAGACUGAGGAUAAAAGGAAUCUCUACAAUGAGGUCAUUUUGUAAAAAGACCAAAGUAGUUGCUCUUGGUUUUGUGGUUUUUGGUUUGUCUUUUGUUUUUCUCUUUUUACAGUUAUGACCCAGUUCUGUCAAAACACAGAACCUUGAUUUACAUUAAUUUUUAAGCAUCAAUGAUGUGUUUGUGGGCUUGGACCUGAAUGCAGGAUUUCAGCAGAUAGAACAAAUCCUGAGCUGCUUUUUAGACUAAUUUUGAGCACCAACUAUGAUCACUGUGGCAGCAAAGUAGAUAAGCAGUGCUCAGUACGUGGUACUAUAUUGUCAAACCUUCAGUAUCAGUUUACAGAGCUGUUCUGCACGCUCAGCACAGCCCACAGCACGUGGCAGCAAAUCCUGCUGGUGGCUGUUAGACCAGGAGAGGUAGCUCAAGCUACAGGCAUUCAAGCUGAGAAAUUAAAGGCAGUUCCUGAAACAGGUGGAAUAAAGAGCCAUUCCUACUCACUUUUCGAGUGGCAUCCAUCAUGCCUUCCUACCUCAUCCAAAAGAUACCAGGAAAGAGACUUCACCAGUAAAUCAGCCUCCUCAGAGACACCCCCCUUCUUUCCAGCAGCUUGGAUGGUUAUCAAUGAAAAGCAAAUCUCAAAACUGCACACUGAUGUUUAUAGUAAAUUAAACAUUUUCAUCUCUUACCCAAGCUGUAAAAAAAAUUCAAGUACAAUCAGCAUUUGGCUUCUGUUACUUUAUACUACUAUUUUCAGAUGUAUCAGCUGUCAGGGUUUUGAAACCAAAAUGAAUGGAAUGGAUUUUAAAUAAUGAUUUUUAAUGCAAUGUAAGAUUAAAGUUUGUAAAUAAUUCUGGGUGUGGAUUAUAGUAAUUUCUGAUAACUCCAGGAUGAAAUGACAAUCAAUGUAUCUACCAGCUGAGCUGCUCCCACCUUAUUUGUAUUAAUGUAACAGUGUCAGUAUAUUUAAGGAAAUAAAUUGUUACAUACAUGCAUAAAGAAUUCCUUUGUAGCAGUGCAGGCUCCACCUAUUUUGGAAAGAAUCUAAUGAUGUAGGUCACUUGGGUAUUAAGAAUACCUGAACUAUUUUAUGAUCGAAAUCUUCAUUUAUCUGAGGUAAGUUUAAUAACAAAUUAUUUAUUUUUAAUUAUUAAAACAAUUACUAUGAAACAUAGAUUUAUAAAGCUGGUUAAAGACACUUAAUGGCUAAAGAAUUAGGAAUAAUUUAGACAGUAAAUUCACAGCCUCUUUUAACAUUAUAUGAUGGCAAUAUGAAUGGAUAUUGUAUUAAGUUGCAGCCAAAUUAAACAGAAAGCCCUACACAUCUCUUUGUACAUACAUGAAAUGUAUGAUCUAAUAAAGUGGAAAACACAA
Molecule: messenger RNA, 2910 nt
Organism: Melospiza georgiana
Lineage: Eukaryota; Metazoa; Chordata; Aves; Passeriformes; Passerellidae
Gene: SGCE
Product: sarcoglycan epsilon
Exons: 12
Coding region: 70-1434 (454 amino acids)
Cellular component (GO): membrane; sarcoglycan complex
Source: RefSeq, a predicted model, not a curated record